UGCAACAUCAUAUCAUGAGCAGCACCAGUCUUCGGCGAUUUCGUAAGCGUGGUGGUGAGCCGGGAAUAUCGCCGGGUUUCUUGCCUCCGCUGCUAUCGGCAGGCGAGUGCGCACGGUUUGUUGCAACGUUUUUCGUCCGUGGGCACGCGACAAGCGUAGCGAGGACCCGUUCGCGGAUGAUCUGGACAUCGGGCACGCGAGAGAAGGUUCCUGCACGCAUCCGAGGAUCAUGUAUGCCGUGUCGAAGGGACCCAGCAAGGGACUCGUAGCGAAAACACGACGAGGGAUCAGUCAGAAAUUCGAGAGACUAGAAACUCUACGCGACACGACGAGGAAGGCCGAUCCCGAGGAUGACCACGAGAUCACCCGUGAUGUACCGGUCUUCCUUAUGAAUGGAAAAUCAAAGCUCAUCUCACAGCGACAUCAAAUGCAAGAAAAUAUCUCACCACAGCACAUGGAACUUAUCUUAUUUAUUCAACAAUCAUGGAAUCAAGUUAGCACGUUGCAAAGAUGCGAAUGUUGCAAUGGCACAGAAUGUACAGAACUUUGCAAUUCUAAUUCAAUAGUAUAUUACAAUGAUGGUGAACCAAAUGAUAAUCUUCAAGACUUUAAACCAUUUGAUUUGGAAACUUGGUGGGGCAGUCGAUUGUAUAACAACAUCACGAAGUCGCUCUGAGACAUUCAGAAAACUGAAAACGAUUUCCUAAGGAUGUACUUGAAAGUAGUCUGUAAUUGGGAGCAACUGUUACAUUACACAAAUUAGCCAGUGUCGCGUUUUAAGUCUGACCGGGUCUGAAAAUUGGUAUAAACAGAGUGGUUUAAAUAUAAAUUACUCGGAUGAAAGUUCAAGGUAUUAUAUCUUGUCAAAUUAAUAUCGCUCGAAUCGUGUGUAAUACUACGCUCGAAUUACUACGACCGCGUCUUAUUUGUUACAAAAUAGAAAAAAAGCAAUAAACUAGUUAUAUUCACGAGCUUCGAGAAUGCAUGGGCGUAUGCAAUAGCAGUAAAUAUCAUUAGUGAUUAUAAAAUUGUUCAUUAUCAGAUUGUUACAAACUAUUAUUGUUUAUAUGCAUUUUUACAGACUAUAAAUAACUAUUUUGUUGCACUAUUGAAUUAGAAUUGCUCAAUUUUAAUAAGCACGCGGAGAAUGUGUUUAACUGUGCUUCUUGUACAGAGAGCUUCGAGAAACAGCAGCAACAAAGUUUUACGAAACUUUUGGUAGACAAUAAGUAGAAUAACAAGAAUAUAUGCGAAUGCAAACGUCCCAUCAUGUUAGAGAAAAUAUACUUGAGUUUUUUUUUCAUUAGAUUUAAAAGAAUCAUCACACACAAGCAACUGAAGCCCCGAGGACGUCAUGCAGUGUAUACCAAUGCAUAUACCAAAAUAGUUGAAUAUGAGCGAAGACCCGUUGUGUGAAUCCUGCGUGAAGUUGAUGAAUUUUUUAAUCCUAAAAAAAAUGGUUGUACAUAUUGCAUGCAAUGAUAUCGCGUGAAUGCAUGACAAUGUUACGGGUACUGUUACGCCGAUUAUGUCUGAAUAUACUUUUAUGUAUGAGCAAAAGGAUUUUUAGCAUAAACUCGUAGACUGAUAAUAUGUAAGAGAAUUGUCAUAUUGUUAUUGUUCGCUGAGAGUCACAUAUUGUUAUUCGCGCCAGCUCGCAGUUAGUAAAUAGAGAUCUAUUGCAGAGUUUGCCCAUCGAAUUGUUAUAUUAUGGCAGAUUAAAUUGUCUAUUUCUCGCAUUGUUACGUAUUUGUCGAGCAAUUGUAUAUGUAUAAUCGGGUCUCCGAUUAGCGACAAUUUAUAUGCCAUAUAUAUAUCACGCGUCCGACAAAGCAAAGCUCGCAGGAGUAGUCGUGAUGUAGUGUAAUAAAUCAAAUUCGGCCACGCGCGGCUGAAUUACACACGAUCAUGAAUAAAUAUCUCUUUAUACACGCCACA
Nylanderia fulva is the source of this 1938-nucleotide messenger RNA. RefSeq lists its product as uncharacterized. The record is from RefSeq and is a predicted model, not a curated record. Lineage: Eukaryota; Metazoa; Arthropoda; Insecta; Hymenoptera; Formicidae.